AUCUGUGUGUUUCAGUACUGUUCAAUUUUCUGUAUACUUUUAAACUGAUCUUUAAAAGAAAGACCCUGAAAAUUGCUGUAACACAGGAUUUGUAAUGUGAAAGCAUUAAAUUUCAGAUUCAGAAUUCAAAAGACUUCAGAGAAUCAUGCUGUUACAUGGCAAUUGUGAAACCAUCUAGAACAAACUAUCACAUACUGCAAAUGUGUCAAACACACUGGCACAGCAGCCAAAUAAGACAAAAGUACCAGAAUUUAAUUAUACUCAAGAAAGUAGAAAAAUUUAUUCAAGUACUGUAACAAAAGCACCACCUCUAAAUUUAUUUGAAUCAGUUCUGACUUUCCUCCAGUGUUUGCAUAUUACGGGUAAUUCAGUCGUAAUUCAGUUUCUUAACAAACAAUAAACUUCUGUUAAUAAAUGUUGAAAGAUGUGUGAGAGAUGACAUAUAAACCUAUGGAAUUUUGAACUUUGCUACAAAAGCAUAAGGUAAGGAGACAACACUUUCUUUUACUUUUUUUCUUAUUAAUAAUUAUUAUGCAUAGUACUAUUCAAGUGAAAGUAAAGUACUAAAGAACUCACUGAAUAAAUGCGUUGCUAACAAAUCACAUCUUAGUUUAAAAUUUCUAAAUUCAUUUUUAGAUAGAUUAUGGAUUGUCAAGACAUACUUAGAGACUACAAUUGCCAAGGCGCAGAGAGCUCAUUUCCAGAGUCACAAAUUAAUGGAGCAAUCCACAAUCACUUCAUUGAAUCUGUUCAGCCUUUGAUUGAGUUGAUUGACUCUCUAAGGUUGAUCGGCAUUGAUAAAGAUAUAGAUCUACCAUCAAUUGCAGUGGUGGGAGAUCAGAGUUCUGGAAAGAGUUCUGUUUUGGAGGCACUUUCUGGAGUGGCUCUGCCUCGAGGAAGUGGCACCACCACUCGCUGUCCUCUUGAGUUGAAAUUACGGAAGUUUAAAAAUGGAAAAUGGACAGGGACCAUUUCCUAUAGUGGUCACAGAGAGCGUUUUGAUGACCCAUUAAAGGUGGAUAACCUCGUCAGAGAAGCUCAAAACAAGCUUGCCGGAAAUGCAGUUGGACUCUCUGAUGAACUCAUCACUUUGGAAAUUUUAUCUCCUGAUGUGUGUGAUCUCACUCUGAUCGAUUUACCUGGUAUAUCCCCUGUACCUGUGCAUGAUCAACCUGAGGAUAUUGGAGAUCAGGUCAAAAGCUUGAUACUAAAAUAUAUUGCCAAAAGCGAAACCAUCAUUUUAGUUGUUGUGCCCUGCAAUGUAGAUGUAGCAACAACAGAAGCACUAAGAAUGGCACAUGAUGUAGACCCCGAGGGAUACAGAACUCUUGCAAUUCUCACAAAGCCAGACCUCACUGACAGAGGAGCUGAGAUUGAUGUUUUAAACAUUGUUCAGGGCAAAGUCAUUCCUCCCAGCAAGGGUUAUAUUAUUGUGAAGUGUCGUGGUCAGAGUGACAUCAAUAACAAAAUCCCUCUUUCUAAAGCCAUGGAGAUGGAAAUGCAAUUCUUUAGAAACCACAGUUAUUUCAGCUCCCUACUGAAUGAUGGAAAAGCAUCUAUCCAAUGCCUGGCAGAUAACCUGACCAAAGAAUUGGUUCAUCAUAUCAAGAAAUCAUUACCCUACUUGACUGAGCAGAUACAUACUAAACUACUCACUGUGGAAAGGGAGCUUAAAAACUACGACCAGUGUCCACCUCUGGAAGAAGAGAAAAUGGGACCUUUUCUCAGUGAGAUAAUAAUGGAGUUCAGUGAUCAAAUAAAUGAACUGAGUAUAACAGGACAUUCAAAAGACAAAAACAUUUAUGCACUUCUACGUCCUGAAUUUAAGAAAUGGGACAUGUACCUAAGAGGCACUGAAGUAUCAUUCACAGCGAAAGUAUAUCAAAUGAUAGACAAGUACAAUGAAAUGCAUCGGGGCAGAGAAUUGCUAACAUUCAGUGACUUCUGUGAAUUUGAAAGUGUCAUCAAAGAUUAUGUGGCAGCCCUUCGAGAUCCAGCUAUAGCAACACUGAAGCAUGUACGAGAGAUUGUUCAGAAUAUGUUCAGAGACAUAUGUUAUUCAUCAUUUGACCGUUACCCUCCACUGAGAUACAUUGUCUCUAAAAUAAUUAAUGACAUUCAGUCAAAACAAGAGGCCAAAGUGGAGAAAAGAAUCAAGGAGUUUAUUGAUAUGGAGCAACUGGUCUUCACUCAAGAUAAGAUAUUACAACAGAAACUCGAUGCCUCUAAUGUCCCUCAGAAGACUGGAAUUGACUAUUGUCAUGAGAACCUCUAUGAUGAUGAUGACACAAUUUUAAAUUCCAAAGGCUGUGCAUUGUUGGAUACAAGAUAUCUUGUACCAGACAGACUGGUUCUCUAUCAUGAGAUCAUCUAUCAACGGCUCACAGACUAUGCCCCCAUGCUAAUAAUCCUCUUCAUGCUGAAGGAUGCAGCUAAGAUAUUACAGCAUCAAAUGCUAGAAUAAAAUGGGGCAGAUGUGGCCAAACUGCUAAAAGAAGACUCAGAGCGAGGGCGAAGGAGAGCUGAUCUAAAGCAGCAUUUGAAGCGCCUCAUACAAGCUCAAGAACUGAUAAGUAAAAGAUUCUGAGACUGAGACAUCUCUUAUAAACAUCAGGGAUGUGAAUAAAUUUAGCAUCAGGGCUAUCUUGUUUUUAUCUUGUUUCAGUAAUUCUAUCUGUUAAAUCGGUAGCAAACUAUUUAAGAUGUUUCAAAUCAUCCUUAGAGUUAAUGAAAUUGUACAGUAUACUGUAAUGUAGAAUAAAGUCAUCACAUUGCAUUUACACUGUCAAACCAAAUCUUAAUAAAAUCCAAAAUUACUGUAAUAUAUAUCCAAUAUUUUAUAAAUUAAGUUAAUCCUUGUAGAAUGAAGAACGAAGGUGUCUCUACUGUCUAGACACAUUUUAAAAUGUUUUAAAAUAUGAAAAUGGCAAAAAGCAACAAAAUGGUCAAAUACAUCCAUGUUCAGUUAAGUAAAUAACGGGUUGACACUAAAGAAAAAAAGUACGUUCAGUGUGAAUGGCUUAUUGACAUGACAGAGCAGUAGCUUAAUUUUCUAAGUUAAUUCUCAUUAAGUAGCCUUUUUAUAUUAUUUUAGGUCUU
Cyprinus carpio (common carp) is the source of this 3099-nucleotide messenger RNA. RefSeq names its product interferon-induced GTP-binding protein Mx1-like. NCBI's taxonomy places the organism in Eukaryota, Metazoa, Chordata, Actinopteri, Cypriniformes, Cyprinidae. The record is from RefSeq and is a predicted model, not a curated record. The transcript has 13 exons. The coding region runs from base 644 to 2464 and encodes 606 amino acids.